This is a messenger RNA of Durusdinium trenchii, 1071 nucleotides long. The record is from the annotation of a GenBank genome assembly. NCBI's taxonomy places the organism in Eukaryota, Dinophyceae, Suessiales, Symbiodiniaceae.
AUGGCGUUGCAAGCAAUUCUGCUGAGUGCCUUUGCCACUUUGGGAGGUCUGGCAUGUGGGGCUGCAGGAUCAAGAGCUCUUCUACGAAGAGGUCCGAAAGUCUCGCGGCUACAACGAGCUUCGGGGGCAUUUUCGGCGCUGGUGCUGGUCAUUGUCGGAUUGAUUGGCCUGCUCUGGUGCUUCCUUUCGCCCCCGCCAUUUUCCAUCGAAGUUGAUGGUCCGCCAAGCUACCUUCGGAACGAUCCCACGCGCUCCGUCUACUUUGGAAAUGGUUGCUUCUGGCACACACAGUAUGACUUUGUCGUGCUGGAGCAACACCCUGCUGGCCCAUUUCGAAGAAAUGACACUGAAGUUACCAGCCUUGUGGGAUAUGCUGGAGGCCGUUUCCAGAGCCCCAGCGGUGCCGUGUGCUACCAUGGCUGGCCUGGAACGGACUACUCACGUUUAGGUCAUGCAGAGGCAGUAUCCAUAGAGUUGGACACUGCGACUGGUGAGCUGGCGCGCAAGCAGGUAGCGGCUUUGGCGAAGGACUACUUUGAGCACGGGUUUCAGAGCCUCCCAGAUGGACGGAGGCAGCGCCUGGAUCCACAGGAUGUUGGGGCAGAGUACCGCAACGUCAUUGGCCUUCCCGGCGGCAUGGACAAUCAGGAACUUUGGCCCCUCAUUGAGGCCGGCAACGCCUACGGAAUGCCCCUGCGGCGAGGAGCGAUCGGGGAUUCCGAAGGUGAGUUUGUGGUCUACGUUUACGAUUCAGUGCAGUAUCCCUUUUUCCGUGGUGAAGCUUCGCAUCAGUUUCAUCCGAACAGCGUGAUCCAGCGCCCGGUGCCGGCCUCCUACACCGGGGACUUGAAAGCCACCCAGGCACAGCUGGGCCGCAUUGCUGAAGACAGGGGCUGCACCGGGCUGCCCGUGGAGCUCUCCGCGCUGAUUGCGUUUGUGUGUGCUGCUGCAUGCUCCAUGGGGUUGAUGUUCUUGUACAGCAGCUUGUUUUCCGAGACGAAGGCCUUUGAAUGCAUCAGACCGCAGCGGGUAGCGUCCGCCCACGACGUCUCCCACGGCUCCCACGCGUAG